CUCAGGGUGCUGGAAAGGAGCGCGAAAUGCCAGCUGCUGAUCGGGAGGUCCCGUUGCCCCCACGGGAACCGCGCGGUGUCUUCUUGCGGCUGGGAAGUGAGACCCGAAAUUAGAACCGGGGAAGCCCUUGGCCUUCCGGUUCUCCAUCCGGCCCUGUGUCAGAUCAGAUGAACCACACCGCUGAGCAGACAGAUCAGCUUGCAGCGGGAUAGUUGAGGAUGCCGGCUUGCACUUUGCUCGCUGGGUGUCCGGCAGGCAGUGAACUGGGGCGCCUUCGACCCUGACCGCGCUCUCUGCCGAAGCAGGGCCCGAAGUGGGGCUGCCUCAGGACGGGCCCGCCGGUGCGGUGCGUGGCGGCGCCCUCGGCUCCAGGUUCUGAAUUGCAGUCCCUGCGCGCCUGGGCCGCUGAGUACAGCCCAGCCCUGCAGUCAUUUCUCGGCGACAUUUGAAAGCGAUGUGAAAAUCCAUUGCAAGAUUUAUUCCUCUAUGAUGGAGAAGUAUGAAAAAAUCGGGAAAAUUGGAGAAGGGUCCUAUGGAGUUGUUUUCAAAUGCAGAAACAGGGACACGGGUCAGAUUGUGGCCAUCAAGAAGUUUCUGGAAUCGGAAGAUGACCCUGUCAUUAAGAAAAUCGCCCUUCGGGAGAUCCGCAUGCUCAAGCAACUCAAGCAUCCCAACCUAGUCAACCUGCUGGAGGUGUUCAGGAGAAAGCGCAGGCUCCACCUGGUGUUUGAGUAUUGCGACCACACGGUGCUCCACGAGCUGGACAGACACCAGAGAGGGGUACCAGAACAUCUCGUGAAGAGUAUAACUUGGCAGACACUGCAAGCUGUAAAUUUUUGCCAUAAACACAAUUGCAUCCACAGAGAUGUGAAACCAGAAAAUAUCCUCAUCACAAAACAUUCAGUGAUUAAACUUUGCGAUUUUGGAUUUGCUCGGCUUUUGACUGGACCGAGCGACUACUACACAGACUAUGUGGCUACCCGGUGGUACCGCUCCCCGGAACUGCUGGUGGGGGACACACAGUAUGGCCCCCCAGUAGAUGUCUGGGCCGUUGGCUGUGUCUUCGCUGAACUGUUGGCAGGAGUGCCCCUGUGGCCAGGAAAAUCAGAUGUGGACCAGCUUCAUCUGAUUAGGAAAACCUUGGGGGAUCUGAUUCCUAGACACCAGCAAGUCUUUAGCACGAAUCAGUACUUCGGUGGAGUGAGAAUCCCAGACCCUGAGGACAUGGAACCACUUGAGUUAAAAUUUCCAAACAUCUCCUACCCUGCCCUGGGACUCUUAAAGGGCUGCCUGCACAUGGACCCUGGCAAGAGACUGACGUGCGAACAGCUGUUGCAGCACCCAUAUUUUGACAGCAUCAGAGAAGUGAGAGGGCCAACAAAAGAACACGACAAGCUAACAAGGAAGGGCCUGAGACAGAGCCAAAAGCACCUGCCCGGGGUAAAGACCAAGACGGUACCCUGCUUGACAGAAACAGCCAAGUUGCAGUACCUACCUCAGCUAACUAGCAGCAGCAUCUUUCCAGCUCUGGAUAACAAGAAGUACUACUGCAAUACCAAGAAAUUUAACUACCAUUUCCCAAACAUUUAAGGAGUGAGGAGAUCAAUGACAGAGGAAGAAGUGAUCAGUAACUUGAAGACAAUGAAACCGACCCACUUGACUGAAAAGAAUUACUGGGUUGAAAACACAAGUACCCAGGAGCCACCUGCAAAGAUGCAAAGGAAACUCCAGAUCCUGCCUUCCAUGCUUGGUGCAGGUGUCCAGAACAGAAAGGAAAGACCUGUCUGGAAUCGCACUUGUAAUUUUGUUUAUCGAAGCAGCUGAGCUAUGGGUAGAAUAUGGACUGCAUCUACUGCCCAUAUCUCGGGCAAAGUUAGAUAAUGUUAACAAGAUUUAUGCCUGAGCUGUACCCUAUGCCACCUGUGAAAAAUGGAUCAUACAACCUAGAUGUGUCUCCUUGGACCUCUGUGGCCCUCAGUCCUGUCUACUACCUUCCAGGUUAUUUCAAUAUCAUCUUGAAGGACAGAUUGUAAGCAUCAAAAUUCUUAAAAUUCCACUUCUGCCUUAUUCUAUCUCUUGAUUUUUUAAUUUCAUUUUUUAAUAUCUCAAUUGUUCACCAUAUCUAAAAUCAUACCAUCAUAAAGACUUUAUAAUAUGCUUCAUAGUUGAUGUUUAUGCAUUUCUUAUACACAUUUUUGUUUUUACUGUAGUAAAGGAUAUGUCUUAGUCAUUUUUGCAUGCAAGACAUAUUUACUGUAAUCCGUCUACCCUCGUUCACCCAGUCCCUUUUGCAAAAGAUGGCAUGAAGCUUGGCAGCAGACCAGAGUAUUCAAGGGGUAGAACGAGACCUACAGGCUUCGCAGGAGCUGAAUCUGUCAGCUUGAAUAUAAUUAGGCCUUCGCUCUCCCCAGCUCAGCCUCAGACACACACACAGAUCUACAGGCAGAACGGCAUGUGGCAAUCCAGGCUUUAGAGGAGCUGGCUGGAAACUUUCACUUGAGUCAUGAAAGAUGUUAGGUUACCAGCUGACAUUUUCCCUGACACACCUUUCCCUUCUACAGUGUCUCCAGGUAUAUGCACGUGUGUAUUUGCUGAUACCCAUGUGGAUAUAUGCUAUCUUAAUGACUAAUACAACUAAGACGACCAAAUGACAUGUGUUGAGGAUUCCUAGCUUGGUACAGUGAGAUCUGAAAUAGUUCUGCCUUGGUCAACUGCUCCUAAACAAAGCCUUUUUAUACUUGUCCUUUCUACCCUGGGCCAUCCGAAGCCCUGCCUUUGGCACAGCUCAGCACCUUUUGGGUUGACGUGCUGUUCUUGGCCUAGCAGCUCUCAGCAUGGUUCUCAGAGUUGAGCUUCAUGGUCUCUUCAACACAUUUCUUCUGUGUUCUCACUGUCUUCCCGUGUUAAUUUUCUUCAUACCAGCACUUGACCCCACUCACUUACUGCUAACUUAUCCACUGAAUUCCAUCACUGGCCCAGUACUUUUGGCACAUCCAGCCAUAUUCUAAGCCUUCCUAACAGAGGUAGCAUAGAGCUGAUAGUGGGUACAGUAACAGUCCCAUACCAUCUAGUUCCUGUUACAGAGCCUGGAUUCAAGUGACAUGGGAGGAUAUCCAACUUCUACAUUGUCUUCCUUGUUCGUCUUAGCCCAGUACAAUGUAUUUGAUGGAGGCAGAUAACUGCCUGACUACCCAAUAGUUUUAUAGAAAACCAUCCACAACAGAAAAGCAGCGCUAGACUAAAUCAUAAAGAAUCAGUUGUCUCACCACACAAUAAGACCAAUGUGAAAAAGGCUCAUUUUUCUCUAAAGAAUUCUACUAAAUUUAUGCUUGUAUUCAAUUUAACCAUGUUGCUUUUUUUCUUCAGCAUGGAAUCACCACUUCAUCACAUGAGACUACAUCUUUGUCUUUACUUAUAUGCUAUUUUCUGAUUUUUAAAUGACAAUGGUAAUGCUGUUAGUAAAUAAUAUUUAUGCUAUGUAUUAAUUACAUAGGGUAGUUUGUUUCACUUCCCUCAUAAAAUAUGGGGACUAUCUCCUUACAGGCUAAAUUCUAAAUGUCACUAAAAUUCAUUUUUUCUGCCUGAAAACUGUAUCACAGUAAAUGUUUAAAAUUCAUUUCCAAUAAACUUUAUAUUCAAUUGUUUAAUGUUAUAACCAAAUAUAUAGAAAUCCACAAAUAAAUCGGCAAAUAGCCAAGAAUAAUACAAUCAGAACUAUUUCAAGUGGAUAAAAAUAAAGACAUUUUUAUCUGUUUA
This is a messenger RNA of Octodon degus (degu), 3756 nucleotides long. RefSeq names its product cyclin dependent kinase like 1 (gene Cdkl1). The transcript has 9 exons. Gene Ontology annotation, cellular component: nucleus. Gene Ontology annotation, biological process: protein phosphorylation. Gene Ontology annotation, molecular function: cyclin-dependent protein serine/threonine kinase activity; ATP binding. The record is from RefSeq and is a predicted model, not a curated record. NCBI's taxonomy places the organism in Eukaryota, Metazoa, Chordata, Mammalia, Rodentia, Octodontidae. The coding region runs from base 487 to 1590 and encodes 367 amino acids.